AUGGGAGACUUCUUUGGCACUGGGAUGAUUGUGGCUGAAGGAGUCAAUAUGUAUCCAACUGGAGUGUUCAGACUGGACGGACACACGGGGGCUCUGUUCUUGCUUAAAGCAUUGGAUCGUGAGGAGUUCCCAGAAUAUAAUAUCCUGUCCUGUGUGGAGUCGUGCUUUCUGCUGAGAUCUCUCUACGUAAUUGUACCUGAAAUAAUUCCACCUGGAUACCAAGUAGCAAAAGUUGAAACCGUCGGCUGUGAUGCAAAAUCAGUGCAGUUAACUGUGAAGGACCCGAGUUUCACAAUAAAAAGUAAGGGAGCAGUCGUAGCUUUAACGUCUGUCUCAGUGGGAGAAAGAGGACGGAUAUUUUCUGUGUCUGCUCGGGAGAAGAGUGGGCUGGAAAGAAAGAUGGAAGUUCACCUUGUCCACAGUACCAUCUUGAAAAGACAUCUGACGUCAGGUUCCUCAGACAGCCGUCAUUGGUACUAUACUAUUGAAGGAGAAGGAGUCAAUAUGUAUCCAACUGGAGUGUUCAGACUGGACAGACACACGGGGGCUCUGUUCUUGCUCAAAGCAGUGGAUCGUGAGAAGUUCUCAGAAUAUAAUAUUUGGGUGCGUACUUUUGACAUGCUUACUAAUGUGGAGAUAGAUGAGAAAUUCCCCCUGACAGUGAUUGUAGAUGAUGUCAAUGACAAUGCCCCGGAGUUCGUAGGUCCUUUACACUUUACAGUUCCUGAGCACUGUAGUGCAGGGACUGUGGUGGGAGUGGUGAGUGCAACUGACAGAGACCAAGGUGGCACCGACCAUGUGAAGAUUAAAUAUACACUUGUAUCUGGAUCAGACAUGUUUACCAUUCAUCCAGAAACAGGUGUCAUCACAACAACAACCAACACCCUAGACAGAGAGUUAAAAGACAACCAUGUGGUGACUGUAAAAAUCCAGGAUAUGAAUGGUGCACCAAAUGGUCUGGUUGCCACAUCAACAGCAACAAUUGCUCUGAGUGAUAUUAAUGACAAUCCACCAACCUUCAUGACAUCAUCUUAUAAUGUCACUGUGCAAGAAAAUGAAAGUGAAAAACUUUUACUUCGAAUUCCUGUUCAAGAUAAAGAUUCGAUAAAUACAUCAAACUGGAUGUCAAAGUUUGUCAUUACUAAAGGAAAUGAAAAUGGAAAUUUCAGGAUAGUUACUGACCCCCAAACAAACGAAGGGCUUUUGUACAUCUCAAAGCCAUUAGAUUAUGAGAAAACCAACGAUGUCCAGCUUCAGAUCACUGCACAAAAUGUAGCAGCACUGAAUGGCAGCAGUGCCACGUGGCAGUCCAUCCCUGUGAGUGUUAAUGUUGAAAAAGUGGAUGCAGUCAGGACUGGACUGGGACUAUAG
Messenger RNA from Pelmatolapia mariae (spotted tilapia), 1371 nucleotides. Its product is annotated as desmocollin 2-like protein. Gene Ontology annotation, molecular function: calcium ion binding; cadherin binding. Gene Ontology annotation, cellular component: plasma membrane; adherens junction; catenin complex. The coding region runs from base 1 to 1371 and encodes 456 amino acids. The transcript is spliced from 9 exons. NCBI's taxonomy places the organism in Eukaryota, Metazoa, Chordata, Actinopteri, Cichliformes, Cichlidae. Gene Ontology annotation, biological process: sprouting angiogenesis; cell morphogenesis; homophilic cell-cell adhesion. The record is from RefSeq and is a predicted model, not a curated record.